AUGGAGACGGUGGAAAAGGAAUGCGGGGCCCUCGGGGGUCUUUUCCAGGCCAUUGUCAACGACAUGAAGUGUUCCUAUCCAGUGUGGGAGGACUUCAGUGCAAAGGCCACCAAGCUCCAUUCACAGCUCAGAACUACGGUUUUGGCAGCGGUGGCUUUCCUGGAUGCUUUCCAGAAGGUGGCGGACAUGGCGACCAACACUAGAGGGGCGACCCGAGACAUCGGCUCGGCCUUGACCAGGAUGUGCAUGAGGCAUCGCAGCAUCGAGGCCAAACUGCGACAGUUCACCAACGCGUUGAUGGAGAGCCUGAUCACGCCUCUGCAGGACAAGAUCGAGGACUGGAAGAAGACGGCCAACCAGCUGGAUAAGGACCACGCCAAAGAGUACAAGCGUUCGCGACACGAGAUCAAGAAGAAGUCGUCAGACACCAUCAAGCUCCAGAAGAAAGCUCGCAAAGAGAUCCAGGGGCGCGGUGAUCUUCAGCCUCAGCUGGACAGCGCCAUGCAGGACGUGACCGACAUGUGCCUGCUCAUGGAGGAGAUGGAGAAGCAGGCCGUGCGGCGGGCGCUGGUGGAGGAACGGGGAAGAUUCUGCACCUUUAGCGCAUUCCUACAGCCUGUUGUGAACGGCGAAAUCGCCAUGUUGGGCGAGAUAACACACCUGCAGGCCAUCAUCGACGACCUCACCGUGCUCACCACGGACCCGCACAAGCUGCCCGCCGCCAGUGAACAGGUCAUCAAAGACCUUAAAGGGUCCGAUUACAGUUGGUCCUAUCAGACUCCGCCCUCCUCGCCCAGCAGUUCUAGCUCACGCAAGAGCAGCAUGUGCAGUAGCGCCUCCCGCUCGUCCGGGGGCCCGGGCGGCGGAGGGGGCUCGCUGCCCCACUCACCCACUUCCUCUUCCUCGUCCUCGUAUCGCUACCGCAGCGGGCCGCCGUGCCAGCCGGCGGCGGGGAUCGCCGCCCACCGCCUCAGCAGCGUCUCCUCGCACGACUCGGGCUUCGUGUCUCAGGACGCUAACAUCUACUCCAAGCCGCCCUCGCCCAUGCCCUCAGACAUCACCAGUCAGAAAUCGUCCAGUUCGGCGUCGUCGGAGGCCUCCGAAACGUGUCAGUCGGUCAGCGAAUGCAACUCGCCCACUACUGAUUGGUCCAAAGCAGGUUCUUACGAGCAGCCCGCGGCGGCCGCCGUGGGUCCCGCGAGUUCCGGCGCGGUCGUCCAGAGGAGGAAGGAGCCGCCGCUCGAUAGGCUAAGGGAAAGCGAGGGUUCGCCCGUCGCGCAAGGGUACGCCGGCCCGUCCCACGGCGACGACGCCAGAGCCAGGGUGUCUUCUACUGCCAAGUACGGAGACGAGGCGACUCCGGCCGCGAGCGACCUGGCCAUGGUUCUGACCCGAGGCCUGAGCAACGAGCAGCAGAAAAGCAGCAGGGACAGUCUGCAGUACUCCAGCGGCUACAGCACCGAGACCACCACUCCUUCCUGCUCUGAGGACACCAUUCCUUCUCAGGGUUCUGAUUAUGACUGCUACUCAGUGAACGGCGACACGGAAGGCCCUGACGGUCAGGCGGACUUUGACAAGUCGUCCACCAUCCCCCGCCACUCCAACAUCGCCCAGAAUUACCGUCGCAUGAUUCAGACCAAGCGGCCCGCCAGCACGGCCGGUUUACCGAGCGGGGUCCUGGGCCCCGGGGGUCACGUCCUAACCCCCGGAGCAUCAGGCACCCCGGGAACCGCCACCAUCCGUAGAACGCCGUCCACCAAACCGGGCGUGAGGCGCACCCUUUCCAGCGCCGGCCCAAUUCCUAUCCGACCCCCCAUUGUGCCUGUCAAGACGCCCACCAUUCCUGGGGACUCCCACUCGCUCGGGGCUGCCGGGGCGCCGGUUCGAGUGGGAAGCGAGGAGUGCGUCUUCAUGGUGGACGACGCCCAGGGUGCACUGGAUUACGUGAAGGCGUCGCCCAAACGCCUCAGCCUCCCCAACACCGCAUGGGGUUCAGGGGCGGCUCUGGAGGUCUACGCCCAGCAACACGGGACCGAAGAGGAAAAGAUGAUCGCCGCUAACCGGCACAGCCUGGUGGAAAAGAUCGGCGAGCUGGUGGCCGGCGCCCACGCCCUGGGCGAAGGCCAGUUCCCUUUCCCCACCCUCUCGGAUGAUCCGACGCCUUCCGGCGCGGGGCCGGGCGACGCCCUCGAGGGUGCGGAGGGAUCAUCCGGCGACAUGCUGACCACCAUCAGAAGAGGAGUUCGACUCCGCAAAACCGUCUCCAACGACCGCUCGGCACCGCGAAUCUUGUGA
This is a messenger RNA of Nerophis lumbriciformis (worm pipefish), 2295 nucleotides long. The record is from RefSeq and is a predicted model, not a curated record. Lineage: Eukaryota; Metazoa; Chordata; Actinopteri; Syngnathiformes; Syngnathidae.